This is a messenger RNA of Zeugodacus cucurbitae (melon fly), 843 nucleotides long. RefSeq names its product putative nuclease HARBI1. The record is from RefSeq and is a predicted model, not a curated record. The transcript is spliced from 3 exons. Lineage: Eukaryota; Metazoa; Arthropoda; Insecta; Diptera; Tephritidae. Bases 1 to 750 code for a protein of 249 amino acids.
AUGGCUCUUACCAAAAAAUGCGUUGGGAAUAGUUAUAUAUUUUCUAUGAGCCGGUCCUCUGUGUUUAGAGCUCUACAUUUUGUAUCUAAAAUAAUUGUGGCUGUUAAGGGCAGUGAAAUUCAUUUCCCUUCAAGCUCGCAGGAUGUUUCAGAUACAAAGAGAGGAUUUUACAUGAAACUUGGGAUCAAGGGCACAAUCGGCGCAAUCGAUUGUACUCAUAUUGGGAUUGUUUCACCCCCGAACACAGACGCCACCACUCCACUCUCACAUUUAAUGAAUCGGAUAGGAUUUUACAGCCUUAAUGUAGAAGCAUUUUGUGAUCAUCGACUACUGUUCACCGCUGUCAACGCGAGAUAUCCCUUGUCUUGUCAUGAUUCUGGUAUUUGGACCACAUCUCCAACACGUCUGCACCUCAUAAGUACCUAUAACAUACAAAGUGAUUCGUGGUUGUUAGGUGACCAAGGAUAUCCAUUGGAGCCAUGGCUGUUAACGCCAGUCGCUGAACCUUCAAAUGCAAGGGAUGUGCGUUACAAUAAGUCGCACGCCAAAGCACGGAAUACUAUUAAGAGAGCCUUUGGUGUUUUGAAGUCACGAUUCCGAUGCCUCUCAAAACACCGCAUUCUUCAUUACAGCCCGGAAAAAGCGGACAAUUCUUCACAACAUUUUACUGAAGCAUGGUGUAGCUGUAGAUCUUGGCUUCGAAGAAGAAUUACAAGACACCGAAAUUGUUAUUCAAAACCCCAAUUUUAGGGAUGGUGCUAGAAUUAGAGGAUGCCUUUAUAAUAUACAUAUUUACAGAAGCGUUAUGUACUAUAAAUAUAAGUAUUUAUUUUGUUUAUUACA